Messenger RNA from Suillus fuscotomentosus, 1093 nucleotides. RefSeq lists its product as uncharacterized. The record is from RefSeq and is a predicted model, not a curated record. The transcript is spliced from 2 exons. Lineage: Eukaryota; Fungi; Basidiomycota; Agaricomycetes; Boletales; Suillaceae. The coding region runs from base 402 to 743 and encodes 113 amino acids.
GUUUAUAAUUAGAUGGCCCGGGGUGACGAUCUGACUGUAUAUAAAAGGUGACUAACUGAACCCUGAUCGAUCGCCGUCCACUCGCAGUCGCCGACCUGACUAUGAUCGCCUCUCUUGACGACUGGCUGGUAGGCUUUUGACUAUCUUGUCACAAUGGACAAAGAGGUGCACACACAAGUUAUUUCGUUCAUAUGUGCUACCUGCAGGUUAGACUGAUACGAGGGGCUCCACAAGUUGCAGUUCUUGCUCCCUUCCAGUCAUUAUGUCUGCAUAUGGAAGGACCGAACGUUCGAUCCCUUCGCGUCUUCCACCUGAGCCCCACAUGCACUCCACAUGCGACUACUCUUUCUCCUAACUAUACUCCUUUUUUCAGCUAGAGUACUUCUACAGUACCGACAUCUAUGUUAUCGACUGAAGCAAUGUCUUUGAUUUGUGCAAUGAUGUUAUGGUCUGACGCGAUCCUCUUGUAUUCUCCGACCUGUUGCUGCGCUAGUAAAAAUGCGUCGAAAGGUUGCCCGAGGCGAACCAGCAAUCGCAACGCUCGCAAACCGCCAGGUAACUCGUCAGAGUCGCCCACCUGGGAGUCGUCCGUCGAAGAUUCGGGCUCAGUCCAAUCUGUCAUGCUUUCCAUAUCGUCUGCGAAGUCAGGCUGCUCUGCAAAAUCAGGAACCCCAAGGAGUUACCGAUCCCAUGGACGGACAAGUAAGAAUGUUUGCCGAAUGGGCUUUGUCCGCGAGAACUGAACUAGGGUCUCUUCUGUGAUGAUCAGCAGGUCCUGAAGCCCAUCUGCAUUGACUCUAUAUGUGAUGGGAGUCUCCUGGACUAGACCGCGCCUCCGUCUGACUUCUGUUAUGCGGAAUGAAAUGCAAGGCAGAUGCAGUCUGCAAUUUGCAAAGUGAGGAGCUCUCAGCUGUUCAAGCUGGUCAUAAAAUUUCAAUGCUAGAUCUGCAGGCACGGUUUGUUGCAGCGAAGAGACUUGUGUGUGAAUAUGAUCUCCAGACAAAUAUGGAAGGGUGCGUGGAUGAGUGGUGUAAGAGGUGAUAUGGGCUGGAAGACAGCUAUUGAACUCGGAAGGUUGUCCGAUCCAGUCGAG